AUGAACUUCAACAUCUACAGUGGCAUGAGCAAGUUUGUGUUCCUCGUGUUCACUAUCAUGUUGCCCAUUAUGUUGCUGAACAUGUUGAUCGCUAUGAUGGCCAACACAUACAGUACCGUCAUUUCUAUGUCAGAGAAGGAGUGGGUUAAGGCAUGGGCCAAGAUCGUCAUUGCCUUAGAGCGCGCCGUGUCCCAGGAGAAGGCGAAGACGUACCUCUACAUGUACAGCCUGCCCCUAGGCGGAGGCGUCGACGGAGGAGAGGAGGCCCUCGGCGUGAUGGUGAUCAAGAGCAAAGACAAGACGAAGGCCAAGCAGAGGAAGGGAGCGCUUAGUAACUGGAAGCGCGUGGGCCGAGUUACAAUCGACGCCCUGCACAGGAGAGGCGUCACUGGAGAAUUCUUGCGCCGGGAAAUGUGGGGGCUUCAGACGGCAGCUUCCACGCCUGUCAAAGGGCCCACCAAGAAGAAGGGCGGCCCGGGCAUGUACGGCAUCACGGGCGCGGGCGGCGGCGGCAGCGGCCUCGACAUCAUGGGCGACGCGCUCAACCAGGCCAUGUUCGCGGCCGACAUGGACGGCGACGGCAUCCCCGACAACGGCUUCGGCGCCUUCAGCGGCGCCAUCGACCAGCUGGCCUUUACGCACGACCUCGACUUCUCCGGCGACGGCGUCGACGACGACCCGCUCAAGGCCAAGGGGCCCGGAGGGGCGGCGCCCCCCGCCGGAGCACCAAGGGCGCCCGGCUCCGCGCUCCCGCCCGUGCCCGAGAAGAAGAAGAAGAAGAAGAAGCCCGAGGACGGCUUCGACAACCCCGCCUUCAUCGACGACGAGGAGCUGCUGCUGGCGGCGGCGCUGGGCGGCCACGAGUCCGACGACUCCGACGACGCCGACAUGCUGGCGUCGCGCCGCCUGGCGCAGCCCAGGAUCGUCAUCCAGGCGGAGACGGUCACGGCCGCCCCCGCCGUGGUCCCGCCGGCGCCCGUGGGCCCCGCGGCGGCCAAACCCACGCAGCCGCCGCCGCAGCCGCCCGUCGACGUGAACGCCCUCGCGCGGCCACGGCUGCCGUCCGCCAAGAUGCGGCGCAUCGGCUCGGCGCGCAAGACGCCCUCGCGCUUCACCAUGACGUUUGACGACGGCUUCAGUGCCCAGAAGGCCAAGGGCGCCAAGGUCGGGGACGCCAAGGUCCUCGGCGCCGUGCCGCCGUCCGAGGGCACCGCCGCCAAGGAAACUAAGGGCAAAGCAAGCCUCGAGGCCGACGCGUCGCCGCCGGAGGAGGACGCCUCGGGCGAGAAGUGGGCCUCGAAGCCCCGGCGUAGUAGCAAGAACAAGGUGGCACCGUCGGGCAGCUCGGAGGAGAGCGUCGAGGCGGAGACCAAGGACGACUUCGACGUGGGCCUCCAGUCGGGCGCCGACUCCACGCGCGAGGAGGUCCGCGCCAAGGAGAAGAAGGAGCGCCCCAAAACGUCCGUGGCCAGCCAGAAGAUGAAGAAGCGGGCCACGGACGACGUCGGCAACAUGAACAGCAUCUUGCCGUGGGACAACGAGGACGGCGACAUCAAAUAG
Molecule: messenger RNA, 1560 nt
Organism: Penaeus chinensis
Lineage: Eukaryota; Metazoa; Arthropoda; Malacostraca; Decapoda; Penaeidae
Product: nucleolar and coiled-body phosphoprotein 1-like
Exons: 4
Coding region: 1-1560 (519 amino acids)
Biological process (GO): calcium ion import across plasma membrane
Cellular component (GO): membrane
Molecular function (GO): calcium channel activity
Source: RefSeq, a predicted model, not a curated record